GAACCAAAUCGGCCAAGAUGAACGAUUUGAUGACGAAAUCGUUCUUAAGUUAUGUGGAAUUGAAGAAACAGGCGCAGAACGAAGCCGCAUGCGGCGGUGGCGGCGGCUUCGACAUUGAAUCCGGCGGCCAAGAACUCAAUCCGACGGAAGAACAGAACCUGUCUCUGUUUUUCGGACAAGUCGACGAAAUCAAGACCCAAAUGGAAGAGACAACCAAUCUCUUGAACGACAUUCAAAAACUAAAUCAAGAAGCCAAAUCAACCCACAACGCGAAAAUCCUCCGCGGAUUAAGAGACCGAAUCGACUCCGACAUGGUCUCAAUCCUCCGCAGAGCAAAACUCCUUAAAGAAAAAUUGGCCUCUCUCGACCAAUCCAACGCCGUCAACCGCCUGGUAUCCGUCGCAUACGGCGAAGGAACCACCGUGGACCGGACAAGAACUUCAAUCACCAACGGACUGAGAGUGAAAUUGAGAGAAAUGAUGAUGGAAUUCCAGUGUUUGAGAGAAAAAGUUGUGGCGGAUCACAAGGAGGAUUUGAGAAGAAGGUAUUUUAGUGCAAAUGGGGAACAACCCAGUGAAGAAAAGAUUGAGAAGAUUAUGUCUGGGAGUCUGAAAUUGGAUUCGUUUGGAGGGAAUUUGAGCGAGGCCGAGUUGAGAGACCGAGUCAGGCACGAGUCAGUGAUGGAUAUACAGAGGAGUUUGAAUAAACUUCAUCAGGUGUUUUUGGAUAUGGCGAUUCUGGUUGAGAGUGAAGGGGAGAAGAUAGAGAACAUUGAGGAGAAUGUGGCGAAAGCUGGGAAGUUCAUCAAUGGCGGAACUCGAAGCCUUUACUAUGCGAACCAGAUGAAGAGGAAGAACAAGAAGUGGGUGUAUUGGAUUUGGGCCGUCAUUUUUGUUAUAUUGCUUAUUUGCAUUGUUUCAAUGUUGGUCAUUUAAAGUUUUCUUUCUUACUCCUUUUUUCUCAGACAUUUUUCAACACAAAAUU
Molecule: messenger RNA, 984 nt
Organism: Cucurbita maxima (winter squash)
Lineage: Eukaryota; Viridiplantae; Streptophyta; Magnoliopsida; Cucurbitales; Cucurbitaceae
Product: syntaxin-112
Exons: 1
Coding region: 18-935 (305 amino acids)
Biological process (GO): vesicle fusion; intracellular protein transport; exocytosis
Cellular component (GO): endomembrane system; SNARE complex; plasma membrane
Molecular function (GO): SNAP receptor activity; SNARE binding
Source: RefSeq, a predicted model, not a curated record